Closterium sp. NIES-67 is the source of this 2219-nucleotide messenger RNA. NCBI's taxonomy places the organism in Eukaryota, Viridiplantae, Streptophyta, Zygnematophyceae, Desmidiales, Closteriaceae. The record is from the annotation of a GenBank genome assembly.
CCCGAGGUUUUUGUUUCCAAGGUUCACUGACAAAUCGGUCUGCCGAUCUCGCACCCAAGCUCCCUACGGUCGGCCAGCAGAGCACGAUUCAGGAUCAGUAGGAUCGCAAUUCGCGCGCAAUUCAGGGUAGCCACCCUGGUAGCAAUCAACGUGCAUGAUCUGAAGUUCGAUCGCGUCGGACCGGCGCUGGCCGCAUGGCUCUCACGCGGACAGCACACGCAUGUCAGGCAAGGGCCACAGCCGCAUGCGCGCGCACAGCAGGUGCGCCCUUCACCAGAAACACCUUCUCGUUGUCGCCCACCCAAGCUAUCCCUUCCCCUGGCCCCUGUGCGGCAAGAAGCGUUGCGAGAGGCAUGGCUGGGUGCGGGGGCGCAGGGCGUCGGAGCAUCGGGUACUGGGGCGAGCGCAUGGAUGGACUGGCGAGGAACGCGGCGGGGAAUGCGGCGAGGCACGGCAGGCGACAAGGGCGUGCCGCCACUGUAGCCUGGAAACAACCGCCCUCACCUCCCUCCUCCUCCGCCUCCUCCUCUUCCUCCUCCUCUCCCUCUCCCGCUUCCUCCACCCCUUCCCCGUCACCCCCCGCCUCCGCCUCUCCCCCUCCCCCCACCGCAGCGCCACCCUCCACUCCCCCUCUGCGCACGCUGUACCCCGCGAGUGCGCACCACGCGGAGGGCUUCGUUAGAGUGUCCGCCAUCCACUCGCUCUACUACCGCGUCUACGGCAACCAAGCUGGCAAACCCGCCCUCUUCCUGCACGGGGGGCCGGGCGCGGGGUGUUGGCCGAACCACGCGCGCUUCUUCGAUCCGGCAGUGUACCGCAUCGUGCUGUGCGACCAGCGGGGCGCGGGCAAGUCCACGCCGGCGGGGUGCUUGGAGGAGAACACGACGGAUCUGCUGGUGGCGGACAUUGAGGCGCUCAGAGAGCAUCUCAGCGUGGACAGGUGGGCGUUGGUCAUGGGCGGCAGCUGGGGCACCACGCUAGCACUGGCAUACGCUCAAGCGCACCCAGGCCGAGUGGCGGCCAUGCUGCUGCGAGGGGUGUGCCUGCUGCGACGCCGGGAGAUCGACUGGUUCUACCGCCCGGGCGGAGCAGAGGCGCUCUUCCCGUUCGCCUGGAGGGACCUCAUGGCCGCACUGCACCCAUCCCAGCCACAGCAAACGGCGGACUCGCCUGCUGCUGCCGCCCACACACGCGCGGAUGGGGAUGGGGGAGGGCAUGGGGAUGUGAACGGAGAUUUGGUGGCGGCGUUCUAUGAGCGGCUCACAAGCACGGAUGCUGCAUUGAGAGACAGCGCUGCGCGGGCAUGGAUGCGGUGGGAGAUGUCUCUCAGCCACUUCCCCACCCCCUCCGCCCCCGCUGCUCUUCUCGCCUGGGACGGCUCCACCUACUCCUUCCCCCCCUCGCCCCUCUCCCCUCCCCCGCCCUCCUCUCCUCCAUCUGCGCCCUCAUCACCAUCCUCCUCUCCCUCCUCCUCCCCGCCCUCCUCUCCUUCCUCCUCCUCCCCCACCUCCUCCUCAUCCUCCUCCUCCCCAUCCUCCCCCUCUCCCCCCAACUCUCUCCCUGCAGCAGCACCACCUGCACCAGCAGCAGCACAAGCAUCAGCAAAGGCAGUAGCAGCAGCAGCAGGGGAGGGAUCAACAGGAGACACGGCAGAGGCGGAGGAGGGGGGCACAUCAGAGGAUGGAGAGCAGAGGAGAGGGACGAGAGAUACUAGAGGGAGGGACUUGAUGGGCGGACCACACAUAUCGGGAUCAGUGGCCCAGGCACGCAUUGAGUGCCACUACUUUCAUCACGAUGGCUUCUUGAGUGACAACCAGCUGCUGCACAACAUCGAUGCCAUCCGACACAUCCCCACAGUCAUUGUGCACGGCCGAUACGACUUUGUCUGCCCCCUUGUUAACGCCAUUGAUCUCCAUACCGCAUGGCUUGAAGCACAUCUUCGAGUCGUUCCCAAUGCAGGUCACUCCAUGUACGAGCCAGGAAUUACACAUGAGCUCAUUGAAGCCUCUGACUUCUUUAGAAACGUCUAAAUACUCAUAAGGAGUUCUUAUAACACGCCGCCUUCUUCGCGAAAUCGUUUUGGCAAAACCCACUCGACGCCUCUGAUUGGUUAGUUUUCACGUUUUAUGGCCCCAUGGGCACUCCAGGAGGAGGUUCAGGGUUCUAGCCGCACUUGUGGUUGCACUUCCAACGCAAGUUGGGACGUUCAACAACCCCAC